Molecule: messenger RNA, 1881 nt
Organism: Rhinolophus ferrumequinum (greater horseshoe bat)
Lineage: Eukaryota; Metazoa; Chordata; Mammalia; Chiroptera; Rhinolophidae
Product: uricase
Exons: 8
Coding region: 58-972 (304 amino acids)
Biological process (GO): urate catabolic process; purine nucleobase catabolic process
Cellular component (GO): peroxisome
Molecular function (GO): urate oxidase activity
Source: RefSeq, a predicted model, not a curated record
CCCAAACUAUUCUUUCUCAUUCUUGAAACUGAAUCUGAAGUUAAAGGCCAAGAGAAAAUGGCCCAUUAUCAUAACAACUAUAAAAAGAAUGAUGAAGUGGAGUUUGUCCGAACUGGCUAUGGGAAGGAUAUGGUAAAAGUUCUCUAUAUUCGGCGAGAUGGAAAAUAUCACACCAUUAAAGAAGUGGCAACUUCAGUGCAACUUACUCUGAGCUCCAAAAAAGAUUAUGUGGAUGGAGAUAAUUCAGACAUCAUCCCUACAGACACCAUCAAGAACACAGUUCAUGUCUUGGCCAAGUUCAAAGGAAUCAAAAGCAUAGAAACUUUUGCUGUGAAUAUCUGUGAACAUUUCCUUUCUUCUUUUAACCAUGUCACCAGAGCUCAAGUCUAUGUGGAAGAAGUCCCUUGGAAGCGUUUUGAAAAGAAUGGAGUUAAGCAUGUCCAUGCAUUUAUUCAUACGUCCACUGGGACGCACUUCUGUGAGGUUGAGCAGAUGAGGAGUGGACCUCCAGUCAUUCAUUCUGGAAUCAAGGACCUCAAGGUCUUGAAAACGACCCAAUCUGGAUUUGAAGGGUUCAUCAAGGACCAGUUCACCACCCUCCCCGAGGUGAAGGACCGGUGUUUUGCCACCCAAGUGUACUGCAAAUGGCGUUACCACGAGGGCAGAGACGUGGACUUUGAGUCGACCUGGGACACUGUUAGGGACAUCAUCCUGGAGAAAUUUGCUGGACCCUACGACAAAGGAGAGUACUCACCCUCUGUCCAGAAGACCCUCUAUGACAUCCAGGUGCUCUCCCUGAGCCAGGUUCCUGAGAUAGAAGAUAUGGAAAUCAGCCUGCCAAACAUUCACUACUUUAACAUAGACAUGUCCAAAAUGGGACUGAUCAACAAGGAAGAGGUCUUGCUACCGUUAGACAAUCCAUACGGCAAAAUUACUGGUACAGUCAAGAGGAAGCUGGCUUCAAAUCUGUGACAUUGUAGCCACCAGUGGGAGUCCAUUCUUAGCUGAGGAAUUCCUAAAGCCACUUGUGAUGCUGGAAAUCAGAGCAUGUAACCAUGCAAAUUUUCAACCUCCUGUGUUGAUUUAUAUUGUUCAUUUUCCUCUUGUAUGAAAGAAUUCUUCUACAUCUAGCUCAACGAGGUGUUUUGUGAUUAGUAAUUAUAACAUGCUUUGUGGGUACAGUUUAUUUCACAAAUGAUGAGCACUAUUGGAACAAUUAUAAAUCAAUAUUUCUUUUUAGUUGUCUUGUGCCUUUUUAUCUUAAAGAAGUUUUGGAAUCAAUUCACUAAGAAAAUAAUCAUGAAUUAUUGGAAGUGUGAUAUCAAUUAAUCGGUGCACAAGUUUAAGAAGCAAGCAGUUUUCAUCCUACUGAUGCUACAAUGUUGCUUCUGGAUAGGGCAGAGAAUGUAAUGACAAAAUCAUAUUUUGAAAUAUAUCACCAUUGUAACCUUAAUCAGACUGAAUAUUUGAAUUUUUAAAGAAUGCUCUAGUAUAUGUGUCAUUGGGAGUUUAUUUCUACUCUACAAGUACUUUUGUAAUCUUAAUGUAUUAGUUUUAUGACAUUUACAACCCUUAGAGAAUAUUUAGUACACAUUGGGGCACUGAAAAAUGUGUAAAUAAUUUUCUUUGAACAAUGCACUACUUUGGCACAGUCACAUUUAAUAAAUGCUACGUGAAUGUACUGAUGGAUGAAUAUACAUAUAGAAAGAAGACUGGAAACUAUAUAUAUGGAAAUAUCAGCAGUGAUGAUUUCGGGAUGGUGGGGUUAUUAGUGAGUGUUAUUUUUGGCCAUGUACUUUUCUGAAUCUUCCAAAUAUAAACAUUUAUUGCCUAUAUAAUCAGAUAAAUAAAUAUAAUUGAUGAUUUAAAGAUGCAUACAGA